This is a messenger RNA of Nylanderia fulva, 2500 nucleotides long. Lineage: Eukaryota; Metazoa; Arthropoda; Insecta; Hymenoptera; Formicidae. The record is from RefSeq and is a predicted model, not a curated record.
CAAUAUUUUCGAAAAUUCUGCCAUGAAUUUUAUAAGUAGAAGUCGAGAUGUUGUGAUGGCUGGUAAAUCACGACGUUCGAGCACAGAGCUCGAACCAGAUCUAUCGACGCCAACGGCUCCGAAAAAGUCCAAGCAAGCCGAAAAAUCGUCCACGGAGCCCUUAACGGAGGUUCGGAGUACCGAGACACCGUCCACGAGCGAGAUAUCUUUGCAAGCGGAAGUUGUGCUGGUCCAGGAAAGAGGAGAAGAGGAAAAACGACGAACGGGAUUGUCCGAGCGAUCGGUUUCGGUCCAUGAAGCAACGAUCGAGCGAACGGAUCCAAGGAUCUCCGAACGAGAGAAGGCGGCGACCUCGGGCGAAUCGGUCCCGGGUACUUCGAAGGAGGAACAACUCGGCACUCUGAAAUCUAUUGUAAUGAAGUAUAGCGAGCAGAGCGACGAGCUCCCUGGUCUUCCCGGAAGCAGACCGAAAUGCGAGACGACCGUGCAGAGCUUUACGUUGCGCGAACACGCGUCCUACGAAGACCUUUCUGUUAUCGGGAACGGUGCCUACGGUACGGUGUACAAGGCGAAGGACAAGUCCAGCGGUCAAAUUGUAGCGCUUAAGAAAGUUAGGGUACCAUUGACGGACGAUGGCUUACCCAUGUCCACCCUGAGAGAGAUCGCUGCUCUAAAGUCGCUCGAACGCUACGAACAUCCAAAUAUUGUCAGAUUACUCGAUGUCUGUCAAGGAGAUUAUCUUCACUUACCAUCGGGUGAUGGUGAACAAUCCGAGAGACUAGACCGUGGUCUCACCCUCUGGUUGGUGUUCGAACAUGUGGAAAGAGAUCUCGCUUCCUAUAUAGCCAAUUAUCGAGAUAGCUCUCCGCGAUCGGGCAUCUCGCCGUAUCUCGUGAGGCAAAUGUUGAAAGAAAUACUAUAUGGAGUGGAGUUCCUACAUAGCCAUAGAAUAAUACACAGGGAUUUGAAACCGCAAAAUCUUUUGGUAACGCGGGAAGGAAGAAUCAAAAUCGCGGAUUUUGGUUUAGCCAAGACCUACGACUUCGAGAUGAGAUUAACUUCCGUGGUUGUGACUCAAUGGUAUCGAGCACCUGAAGUACUUUUAGGAUGUUCCUAUGCUACCCCUGUAGAUAUCUGGUCUGUCGGAUGUAUAUUGGCAGAACUUUGCAAAUUGGAACCAUUAUUCCCAGGUAGUAGCGAAGGUGAUCAACUCGACAGGAUUUUCCAAGUUUUAGGCACACCGUCGCAGCAAGCAUGGCCACAGAAUGUAUCACUCAGUUGGACAGCUUUCCCAUACAGACAACCUAAACCUCUUGGUGCAAUAAUACCAGAUCUCAAUGAACAUGGAUUAGACUUAAUAAGAAGUAUGCUCAUGUUUGAUCCUCAUAGUCGUAUAACCGCAGCACAAGCAGUAAGACACCGAUACUUUUCUGAAGAAGCUAUACAAUGAAGAUGUACACUGAAGAAUAUACACUGAAGAAUAUACAAUGUUCCGUAAGUUAUCUAGAUCUACUAGUAAACUCAGACUGAUGUAACUGUAUUCAGGACUAAAAACAUUUCUCCAUACGUAAGUACGCUAUAAUAGUACAUAAGAUUAAUAGUUGAUUAAUUAAACAUCUAAUAUAUGAGUAUUAAGAAUCCCACUUGUGCGUUACAAAUUCAAUUAACAAUUAAAAUUAACUGUUUAAUAGUUAAAUUUCAAUCUGUUGUAUUAAAUAGUUGAUAAUAGUCGUUAUGUACCCCUUAUAUUUUAUUUUUAUAUAGUUAAUUUCCCUGUAGUUAAGUUAUUUAGAGUAAACAUAAUGAAACGUCAUAAUUUUGCAAAACAACCUAUGAUAUUUAAGUAAUAUAUAAUUUAAAGGGCUUCUAGGUGUACCUUAAUAUACAAUGUGAGAAUGAGACAAUUAUUAUUUUUGAUAUGUUAUUUAUUUACAUAAUGACGUCUUAAUAUUUCAGUCAAUCAUCUUUUUAUAAAGAUGUUAAGAAUUAUGUUUCUCAUUAAUUUCUUUUAUAUUUUACAUUAUCGUGUUUAACAGCUUAGUUGUAUACAUAUGACAUUAAUAGGAUAAGUUAAGUAAAAUGCGUAUAACUGGAAAGAAAAUCUGAAAGAAAAUAUCUAUUAAUAGUAUGAAAGCGAUUGUAUGUAUAUCGCGAAUACCUUAUUUAACUUUAGUUCAACUAUAUAAAAUUGACAUAAAAUUAAGGUAACAAAUAUGUGUAUGUAUAUUUUUCUAAGACUGGGACUUUAUAUAAUCCAUUAGAGACAUAUGUGAAAGAUUAGAAUCUUCCAUAGAAAACCAGAAAGCGCACUGCCAUAUCUUGUAUGUACCAUGAGCCAUUAAAUAAUCAUUAUAAUAUCAUAUUUUUCAUUAAUGUAUAAUAUUGACGACGUGUAUAGAGCAAUAAUUAUGACAAUAUUUAUGUCAGUUCGUUUAAUGUGCAUUAUUGCGUAUUAAUAAGAUAAUACAAAAAUAUAUACAUAAAUAUAUUGUUAAGAAGA